Papilio xuthus (Asian swallowtail) is the source of this 983-nucleotide messenger RNA. RefSeq names its product proteasome alpha5 subunit (gene Prosalpha5). NCBI's taxonomy places the organism in Eukaryota, Metazoa, Arthropoda, Insecta, Lepidoptera, Papilionidae. Gene Ontology annotation, cellular component: proteasome core complex; proteasome core complex, alpha-subunit complex. The transcript is spliced from 6 exons. The record is from RefSeq and is a predicted model, not a curated record. Bases 143 to 952 code for a protein of 269 amino acids. Gene Ontology annotation, biological process: proteasome-mediated ubiquitin-dependent protein catabolic process.
UUUCAUGAUCUGUCGUUUUUGUUGGAGUUUCUUUCAAUUUUGAUUACUCACUUCGCCUUUUCGUGUUUUAUUAAGAAUUAUUUAAAACUAAAAUAAAUUUAAAUUACUAAACAGUAAGUUAUUCCAUCAUCUAAACCUAAAGAUGUUCCUGACUCGUUCGGAAUAUGACCGUGGUGUCAACACAUUCAGUCCUGAAGGUAGACUUUUCCAAGUGGAAUAUGCUAUUGAAGCAAUCAAACUUGGCUCCACGGCGAUUGGAAUUUGUACGUCGGAAGGCGUAGUGUUGGCUGUCGAAAAAAGAAUUACUUCACCUCUUAUGGAGCCGACUACCAUAGAAAAGAUCGUAGAAGUAGAUCGCCAUAUCGCGUGCGCUGUGUCUGGAUUGAUGGCGGAUUCGAGGACUCUUGUUGAGCGUGCCCGUGUAGAAUGUCAGAACCACUGGUUUGUGUACAAUGAGCGCAUGAGUGUGGAGUCUUGUGCUCAGGCUGUGUCUAACCUGGCCAUACAGUUUGGUGAUAGUGAUGAUGAUAGCGGCACCGCUAUGUCCAGACCAUUUGGUGUUGCUGUUAUGUUUGCAGGUAUUGAUGAAAAAGGACCUCAGCUGUUCCACAUGGACCCUAGUGGUACAUUUGUGCAAUAUGAUGCUAAAGCUAUAGGCUCCGGAAGUGAAGGGGCACAGCAGAGCUUAAAGGAAAUCUAUCACAAAUCAAUGACCUUGAAAGAGGCCAUCAAGUCUGCAUUGACUAUACUGAAGCAGGUUAUGGAGGAGAAGUUGUCAGAGAACAAUGUAGAAGUGGUGACAAUGACUCCCGGAGCAAUGUUCCACAUGUUCACCCGGGAACAGCUGUCUGAGCUGAUAAUGGCCAUUCCGGAGCUGCAAUGGAGUGAGUCGAGCUCGAGAAACACAAUACAGAAUCUCUCCAAGCUGAGACUCGAGAGACAGACUUGUUGAAUUAAAUUGAUACUAAUUAAAUGUUAUUCUA